AUCCUCCGUGUUGUCCAGACCACGUCCCACGUUCUCCAAAGUCGUUUCGCCCGCUUUUGUCGGUAUCUCGUGAUACCGGUACCGGUCCAAUCGCGUUCUCGCGAUCAUCUCGUUAAGAGUCGCAAAAAGUGGUCGGUCCGAGUUCACCUCCGUCAAGUAGGAAAUAACUUGGGGUAAAUUCACGACCGGAGCUGAACAGGAAGCAUCCCGCGCAGUUUCCAAAGUCAUCGGCUUCAAUCGGAGUUGAGUAAAGAGCCGUAAUUUAGGAAAUCGAGCUGAAGACAACUUGAACAGAUUUUACGAGUAGAAGACGGAUCAAGAUUAAAUAAAGAGUUAACCCGAUAAGUUCACGAAUUGCGGUCGAGUGGAAGGCAACUCAACAAGUAGCCACUGUUCAAUGUUAUCAAUCAACAUGCGCGUAUUCAAGACUGUGUUGCUUAUCGCGUUCUUCGGCGCAAGCGUUCAGUGUUUACCUGUCACUGACAGCAAGCCGACCGAGUCCAAGAUCGAGUCUCAGACUGAGUCCAAGAUAGAAUCUCAGACCGAUUCCAAGAUCGAGUCCCAGACCGAGUCCAAGAUCGAGAUCACUUCAGUGAUACCGCAGGAGACAGCUGUAACAUCCACAGUCCCGCCAAUACCCGCAUAUUCUGAUGCAGUCGAUUAUUACGACCAGCGGCAGAAUGGUAGCGAGAAUUACCGUGUUCACGUGGAUGGUUUUGCUUUGGUAAUUGUACCGAUGGAGGCACUGCUCCUGGCUGGCGCAGCUAGUGGUACCUCGGAGCCUAAUAUAUCCCUCGCCAGCCUGGGUUUAUCCCCGAACCUGGGCAUAUCCCAGUCCAUCGACGAACCGGACAAAUCCACCAUUGACAUUAGCCACAAUAAAACUGAUCCGGCGCUCUCGAAGACAAUACACAAACAACCAGCUGUACGGUUGGCGAAUUUCUUGGCGCCUUUGAUACGUAGCAUACGUCAUGUGCGAAACAUGAACGUACACUAAAACGACUCCCCGAUGCUCACAAUUCCAAUACGCAUAUAAUGUUUCGCCAGCAUAUAUUAAGAAAACGGUAUUUUCCUUUUCUUUCAACACAAUAUGCGCAUUCUGCGUUUCACAAAUUACAAUCAUUUAAAAUGAGAUGUUUAAAAAGAACCAUGCUCUCUCCAUAGGUAUAGGAUAUCUGCAUCUACAGGGAUGAUGGAUGAGUACUCGUAGAAUAUAACGUGUAUGGUUGAUGACCAAUUCGAUGUCGUACCACGCAUUUAUAUGGUGUCUAGAUAGCAAUAAAGGGACGCGUUAAUAUUAGCGUUAUCCAGCGCAUUUCUCUGUAACUUAAAAGAUGGCUUUUAAAAAAUACAUAAAAUUACAGAAAUGAUGAUUUCACUGGCCUUAUUCGUACAAUGUAACAGGCAAUUAUGUUUCAGUAUAUAUCCACAUAUGUAUUUACAUGUUAAGCGGGCUAAAUGCAAUAUUUGCUUUGUCGUUAGCCACAAUUAUAUUUUGAUUUAGUGUCACAGCACACAAUACAAUUAUUAUUCAUAUGUUUAUAAACCAAUCGUAAAUGUCAAUCUCGCGAUUUCUUAUAUUGAAUAUAUAUUUUAUAUUGAUUAUUUGCGAAUUUUUCAUGUGCAUUACGUAUAAUCUUUAAUUUUUAUAUGUAAAGUUAAAUGUAUAAUAUAAUAUAAUAAAUUUAUAUGCAUCUGUGUCUCUCAAUAUAUGAAAAUUUAUUGGAUUAAACAUUAAAAUACAUAUGUGUUAUCGUUUGGUGUAUCAUCACAAUGUUCCUAUGUUUAAAACUAUGUUCAAGCAAAGCUUCAUUUUGAUAGAGGAAACUUUGUCUACACGUUUAUAAUAAAUCUCAACUUUGGUUUCACUGAGCAAGAAGUUAUUAUAAAUCUCAGACAACAAAACCUACAGAUAUUAAUGUAUAUACAUUCGCAAAAAAAUAAAUUACACACACAAACAUACAAA
Molecule: messenger RNA, 1966 nt
Organism: Solenopsis invicta (red fire ant)
Lineage: Eukaryota; Metazoa; Arthropoda; Insecta; Hymenoptera; Formicidae
Exons: 2
Coding region: 398-997 (199 amino acids)
Source: RefSeq, a predicted model, not a curated record